ACUUUCCCUCGACGGUCGCAGCAGGAAGGCCCUUUACCGGUUGAUUUUGUUGUGGAUGACACUUUUCACCGUCCUUCAGCAGUAAAAUGUACUACAAGUUCAGCGGGUUUACCCAGAAACUGACGGGAUCUGCACCUACAGCCGCCUACAGCCCUCAGGGGCUGAGGCCAGGUGUGCCAGCAGAGUCCCCAACCAUGAUCUUUGCCACACCCACCAAGGUGGUGUCAGAGGCCGGGGCCACAGUGGAGUACAUGGGAGCAAACAGGGUUCCUGACCUCCAGAGGAUAUUCCAGACGUCAGACGGUAUCCCCAUUCAUUUGAAGCGUGGCGUUCCCGACAGGCUACUGUACCGCACCACCAUGGCUCUCACCGUAGGAGGUGCUCUCUACUGUCUGGUUGCUCUUUACAUCGCAGCCCAGCCCAAAAAAUAAGUGACCAACACAAGCCUGGGAUCUUUCUGUAACAUCUCUGACAUGUUGCCGCUGCAAUACAUCAACCCAACAUUCCCAGACUCCAUCUGCCCUCACCACGCCACCUCUCGGGACUCAUAGAUGAGGAUUAUUCGCCGCCAGAACAUCACAGCAACACUAUAACAAUAAUGUCUGUCUUCUUUAUAAGAAAAAAAAUCAAUAAAUUUUAAGGGUAAACAAAUAUAAAAGA
Micropterus salmoides (largemouth bass) is the source of this 660-nucleotide messenger RNA. It is a transcript of the gene cox7a2l, whose product is annotated as cytochrome c oxidase subunit 7A-related protein, mitochondrial. Lineage: Eukaryota; Metazoa; Chordata; Actinopteri; Centrarchiformes; Centrarchidae. The record is from RefSeq and is a predicted model, not a curated record. The transcript has 3 exons. Bases 87 to 431 code for a protein of 114 amino acids. Gene Ontology annotation, biological process: mitochondrial respirasome assembly; mitochondrial electron transport, cytochrome c to oxygen; regulation of oxidative phosphorylation.